AUGAACCCAAUCGAUCCUGAAAACGGUUCUGGAAGGCUCGAUGCGGCCCAGGAAGUCAGUGGCAUGGCGGUUGAGAAGGAGUCCCCUUCGCACGACAGCCCAAAGAAGAACGGAAUCCUUGCGGCACUGAACCGAUGUGUGGUUACCGUUAUCCCGCCCGGCGGCGUGCUCGCAAGCGCCUUUAACCUGGCAUCAUCUUCAAUCGGCGCCGGCAUCCUUGGCCUGCCCGCCGCGACGAACAAGAGUGGACUUGUGAUGGCGCUGGUGUACCUCGCGUUCAUCACGUUUUUCACCAUCUACUCGAUGAACGCCCUCGGUGUGGCGGCGCAGCGGACGCAGAUCCGCAGCUUUGAGGGUGUUGCACGGGCGUUGCUGGGCCGCUGGUUCGCGUACUUCGUCGCCGCGGUGCGCGCGUUCCACUCCCUGAGCGGAUGUGUGGCGUACGUGAUCAGCGUGGGGGAUAUCAUCUCCACCAUCAUAACAGACAACUCCGUUUCACUUGUAUAA
This is a messenger RNA of Trypanosoma theileri, 507 nucleotides long. RefSeq names its product amino acid transporter. Gene Ontology annotation, molecular function: amino acid transmembrane transporter activity. The transcript has a single exon. NCBI's taxonomy places the organism in Eukaryota, Euglenozoa, Kinetoplastea, Trypanosomatida, Trypanosomatidae. Gene Ontology annotation, biological process: amino acid transmembrane transport. The coding region runs from base 1 to 507 and encodes 168 amino acids. The record is from RefSeq and is a predicted model, not a curated record.